Messenger RNA from Saitoella complicata NRRL Y-17804, 3231 nucleotides. RefSeq lists its product as uncharacterized. The coding region runs from base 82 to 3231 and encodes 1049 amino acids. Gene Ontology annotation, cellular component: HDA1 complex. NCBI's taxonomy places the organism in Eukaryota, Fungi, Ascomycota, Saitoellomycetes, Saitoellales, Saitoellaceae. The transcript has 2 exons. The record is from RefSeq and is a predicted model, not a curated record.
CACCACCAAAAGUCUAAAAGUCCAUCUCCAGUCAAGGACUCUUCUAUCGUACGUUGUCGGUGCUAUGGACGCGUAGUCGCAAUGACGAGCCCCGCUGACUCGACACAGGCUCAGGAUUGGUUCGAAGCUGAACGAAUUCUUCAAGAACGAGACGACGGUACGUACCUUGUUCGCUGGGUAGGCAUCAAUCCCGACACAGGAAACCCGUGGAAGGAUACUUGGGUCGCACGCGAAGACUGCGGAGAGGAUCUUCUAGAAACCUGGCUCAAGACUAAAGAGUCAGAAACAGGACGAAACCACAAGCGUACUCUUUCUAACGCGUCGUCUGGUAACGUGCGAAGCUCUCAAGAGCAAAUCCCGCCUGCCAAGAGACGUCGUGUGAACCGCGUCCCUUCAACUCAAGAGACAAACAGGGACCUGACUGCUCGCGAGAACCCUCCAUCAGGAAGCAAACCUAGCUGGGAAGAAACACCGAACGACUCGCUUUCUUCAAAGACUCGGCGCCGCCAUCUUCUACACAACAUUGUACCAGAUUCACAAAAUCACUCCUUGGGUACUACGUUAGCGCUUUCGGGCAAUCGAAGAAGCCUUGGACCAACCGACUUUGUUCCAGACUCACAGCCAAUUGAAUCAAGCUUCUCAACUCUGGCCGACAGGUCUGCUGAUAUUCCAUAUACGCAUCUCAGUCCGCAAAGUGCUGCGAUUAUUGAUACUCCUCGCGCAUUCGGGGAACACAUCCAAGUAGCAGCCACGCAGCAGACCGAAGACAAACGGGAUACCACACCGCAAAAUCCUCGGAAAAUAUCUAUUCGGGAUUACAAAAAGCAGAGCUUACAAUUAGUCGCGCCAGACGAUCGUAUCGAAAACGUCAGCGUCCUGCCUCAACCUUUGGCCCUUGCUACGGAACGAUCUACUUCCGGACAGAACCAGCAUCUCGAGAGGCUUGUUGACCGAGUCCACUCAGAAAGCCCUUCCCCUAUCCGCAAAGUCUUUUCCUGGUUGGCAACAGAAACCGUCGAGGAAGGUGUCAUACCGGACAUGUCCUCAUCCCAAAUUCAACCACCCUCAUUCUAUGAGGAUCCUGGGACUCUUCUUACAGCGCCCCCACAACCUCCAGUAAUGCAACGGCUACCGCAGAUGUUGCCCACCGUUGCUGGAAGCGUACUAGCUGCUUCUUUAAGAAACACGCCGGGGUCUCUCCGUGAGCGACUCCGUGAACUGCAUUCUAGCAGUAACUUUGCUCCGGGCGCUAUGAACGGAGGCGGCGCCGGCGAAACCGUGCCCAGCGUCUUGCCAGCCUCCACACAAGCCCCUGCAGCACUCAAUGUCCCAAAAAGCCGCUCGGCUUACAACUACGACCUCAGCGAUGCUUCUUCAGUAUUGAGGUCCAUUUGCUUGGGUUUCAAGGAAUACGCUCUUCCCCUCGGAAUGACGACUGUGCAGCGUUCCACAACACUCCGGGAAAUCAAAGAGAACCAAAUUGCGAUUACCGAAUAUUGCCGAGACGAGAACGCUGCGAGCUUUCAACUCACUACUGAUAUAUCCAAUCUGGUUGUGAGGUUGCGCAGAAUUGCCACGCAUCCAUUCACAGUCACGGGACCAAACUGGAGUGAUUCUUUGUCGGACGAGGAGGAAAUGGAGUAUCUAUGCCAGUCGAGUGAGAAGUUCAGGUUUCUUAUUGAAUGGCUGGAUACGAUGCGAAACCACGACAUCAACGUGGUUCUUCUUGCCGAGUCUGUUGUUGUUGAUCUCCUUGAGGGUUUACUUCGUGGGAAGCGCAUCAGGUCUACAAGGCUUGACGUGACGUCAAUGCGUGAUGAGCUUCCAGAUGAAGGUGCAAGUGUAUUGUAUGUGCAGCUUGUAGCGACUGAUAAGUCUUUCGUCGCUUCACCAGCAGACCUCUUCAUUGCGCUCGAUACUACUAUCAACGUUGACGACGAAGAUCUCGAGAGAAUUCGUGAACAUCCAAGUGGCGAUCCUGACAGAAUGGCACCGCUAAUCCGUCUCGUCGUGAUCAAUAGUGUCGAGCAUGUUCUGAUGUCGACACCGGGAACGCUGUCUAAUUCGCAUACGCUAUAUGCCGUGGUAGCUGCUACCACCAUCAUGCGUGCUGAAGCAGGCGCCUUUGACGCUGAUCAGAAGGAGUAUAGCGAUGCUUUGCAAAGUGCAGCCAGAACGCUCUCGGCAUGGAUCAGAGGCGACAACACUGAAACCUGGCCUUUGGCGCCAUUGCCUGAUCUGAAGACAUUCUACAAGACACCGACCGCCAGUGUGGCUUCGAGUAUUGAAGACGGCGACAGGGCUGACGCACAUUAUAGGCUUGCUGGGAGAGCUAUCAAGCGUGGGAUGGCCAUGGAAGACUCUUCGACAAUGUCUGCAUCUCAAGGUGAUGUCAAUGGCAACAAACGUCUUCGCCUGGUCUCUGAAGACCAAACAUCUGUGAGUGAUGAGUUGAAGAAGCAGCUGGAUGAGAAAGACCGAGUUAUCGCUCAGCUUCGUCAGGAGCUUGCACGGACAACGGAGGAGAAGCAGAGCACGGUCGAUGAUUUUGAGGAGUUUCGGGCCAGUGUCUACAACCAACAAGAGCGAUAUCGGCAGCUGGACGACGAACUCCGCACUGUCAAACGCGACAAUGAAGUACUCGCUGGCAAAUGCAGCGAUCUGGAGAAGCAGAAGGAAGAGUGGAAGAAGAAGCUUGAUGUCAGCCGGGAGGAAAAACAGGCUCUGCAAAAGCGUGUUGAUGAAGGAGUGCAUCAACUUGCUGAGAUCCGCGGGGGACUCGAUCCUGCGCGUGCGGAGUCGCUGAUUCUUAUGCUUCGAGCCGAGAAAGAGGCACUCGAGCGUGGUAAUGAACAACUUAGGAAGGAGAAUGAAAAUCUGAGCCAAAUUAGGUCUUACAUGACAGAGCAAUAUCAGGAGGCUUCCUCCUCGGCGGCGCAGGUGGGCAUGGAGAACACGGAGUUGAAGACAGAGCUGGAGAAACUGCGAUCUGCAAGAGAGGGAGAAGUUGUGCAGGCAAAAGCGCUGUCGUUGGAAGCAGAACGUACUGCUUUGCAACAAAGAAUCAAGGAGUUGGAGGGGGAAAAUGGGAUAUUGAAGGAGAAUCUUACGAGAAGGCCGCUGACUGCAGAGCAGGCCGACGAGACAGCUCCGGUUGUUGAAAGUUUAGCAGGAGGCGAUCGGGAAAGCAUAGAUACGACUCCAGCAGCUCUCGCGAAUGGUACAACUUGA